Aethina tumida (small hive beetle) is the source of this 342-nucleotide messenger RNA. Its product is annotated as neuropeptide-like protein 31. The transcript has a single exon. NCBI's taxonomy places the organism in Eukaryota, Metazoa, Arthropoda, Insecta, Coleoptera, Nitidulidae. Bases 1 to 342 code for a protein of 113 amino acids. The record is from RefSeq and is a predicted model, not a curated record.
AUGAUCAAGCUUGCAGUUAUUUUGUGCGUGUUCAGUGUGGUAUUUUGUGCUCCACAUGCUGGAUAUUACUACGGGGAUGGUUAUAGUGGGUAUCCUGUGGCCAGCAGUUAUGUAAAACGAUUGGACGUUUACGGCAGCCCUUACGAUGGUGGAUAUUAUGACGGUUAUUAUGGAAGUGAAUAUGAUGACGGUUAUUACGGUGGAGAUUAUGGAUAUGGUGGAUACGGAGGAUAUGGGGGUUAUGGUGGAUAUAACAAGUUGUACAACGGAUAUCCAUACAAAAAGGCAUAUGGAAAUUAUUAUGGAGAUGGGUACAAAUCAAAUUAUUAUUACAAGAAAUAA